Nipponia nippon (crested ibis) is the source of this 1599-nucleotide messenger RNA. The record is from RefSeq and is a predicted model, not a curated record. NCBI's taxonomy places the organism in Eukaryota, Metazoa, Chordata, Aves, Pelecaniformes, Threskiornithidae.
AUGCACAAACUGCAGUUGGGGACCUGCUCAUACCUUACAGACGCUAUGAAGCUGACCCAGUCAGAGCAGGCUCAGCUAUCACUGGAAUUACAAAGGGAUAGUCACAUGAAACAGUUACUGCUCAUCCAGGAGAGGUGGAAAAGGGCAAAGAGGGAGGAAAAGCUGAAAGCCCAGCAGAAUGCUGAGAAGGAAAUAGCUGCACAUCUUCAGACUUCUUAUAAGCCAUCUGCUGAAGACUCUGACGAUCAAAACUUACUGGUUCCUGUUACUCAGAAAUACAGCCCUUCCACAGAGAAACAUCCACAGGAUAUUCAGGGUGUCUUUGACAGGGACCCGGAUACACUGUUAUUUCUGCUUCAGAAAAAAAAGGAGCCGGUAGAAGCAUGUAUUGGGAGUAAAGCUCCAAAAGAUGACAAAACAAUAAUAGAAGAGCAGGCAACCAAAAUUGCAGAUUUGAAACGGCACGUAGAAUUUCUUGUAGCUGAAAAUGAGAGAUUGAGGAGAGAGAAUAAGCAGUUAAAAGCAGAAAGAGCUAGACUCCAAAAAUCUCCAGUAGACAAGGAGUUGGAUGUAGAUGCUGACUUUGUUGAGAAGUCAGAGUUGUGGGGUCUGCAGCAACACUCAGACACUUCUUCAGCUGCAACUUGGCAGAAGUUUGCAACAACUGCUGGGAAGGCAAAGGACAUUCCAAUACCCAACCUUCCCCCCCUGGACAUCCCGUCCCCUGAACUCCCUCUGCUGGAACUCUCCGAAGAUAUACUGAAAGGACUUAUGAAUAGUUAAAACCCAGGAAAAGUGCUCAAUGUAGUUACCCAAACUUAAGAAAAGGGAAAAAUCACCGGGACAAUGGUGAUCUGAGGGCAGAAACAUCUUAACACAAUCCUACUGUUGGAGAAAAGGCAUUAAAGCAACAUUGUUACUGUGAAAUACAUAUGAUAUCUGAUCUACUUCAUAAAAGUUAAAGGUACCAUAAUCGGUAUAGGAUGGCAAACUCUUUAGUCUUUCUCCCAAUGUUUCAAACCAAAUGACUGCCUGGAGAAUGUCUCAAGUAACACAAUCCUUCAGGGUUUUAAAGUAUGCUAUAGGUAAUAGUUAUCUAUAAUGCCAUAAAUGAUGGUGCAGAACCUAACUGUUAUGGUUGCCAGUCGGCUGCCACUUCAUAUUGAAAAAUGCUUUCUAGCAUGAAUUUAAACUGUGCAUUUCAUUAUGCAUAACUUUGUUAAUUCAGAUACAGUGCAAUUUAUACACCUCCUAGAUGGAUUUAUGUGCCACGCUCUAUACUCCUGACCGUGUUAACCUCAAGGCAGGGGAGAUUUUAAUUUCCAUUCUAUGAAGGAACCAACUUAUUAGUUCUGCUGACGAGUUUUUUUGGGUUAUCUGUUUACAUAACUAAUCAGGGUGCAUCAAAUCUAGCGAUUGGUUUCUGUAUAAAGUGACAUUGUUUAAAAAAGAAAAAUCUAUACGUAAGGAAAAAUACCCUUUUUGUUUUCAGUGAUGCACGAAUGGAAGUAAUUCUAGCUGGCAGUAUUUGAUUGAAAAAGAAAUUGUUUACAGCUUAACCUGAUUCAAAAAGGAUAUGAAAAUAAAAACCAAGGUGUU